Molecule: messenger RNA, 1879 nt
Organism: Oryctolagus cuniculus (rabbit)
Lineage: Eukaryota; Metazoa; Chordata; Mammalia; Lagomorpha; Leporidae
Product: olfactory receptor 10G9-like
Biological process (GO): G protein-coupled receptor signaling pathway
Cellular component (GO): membrane
Molecular function (GO): olfactory receptor activity; G protein-coupled receptor activity
Source: RefSeq, a predicted model, not a curated record
AGUAUACCAAUACUAUAUGUUUGAUAAAGCACACAUAUAUUUAAAAAUUCUACAGAAAACAGAAUUUAGAAUUGUUUUCAAAAUUUGGGUGUUUUUAUGUAAAGUCACUCCUUUUUCCUAUGGUACUUGAAGAAGGAGUGAUGAUUCCUCUGUGUAACCUCACUUGGCAGGGAAGGAGCUAUGUAAAGGAUAUUAAAAAUGGCAUCCUUGUGUUCUCUACCAGAGUAAACCUAGUGGUCACAGUUCAUAUGAAAUAUGACCUCAGUAAAUGCCGGCUUUGUCUCCCUUCCUGUGAGGACAGAGUCCCACAUAUGACAGCAAUGAGGAACGUGAGCCUUGUGACAACGUUCUUCCUCACGGGCCUUCCCCACACACCAGCCCUGGGCUCCACACUCUUUGGCGUCUUCCUGGUGGUCUACGUCCUCACCGUGCUGGGGAACCUCCUCAUCCUGCUGGUGAUCAGCAUGGACUCUCGCCUCCACACCCCCAUGUACUGCUUCCUCACCAACCUGUCCUUCAUCGACGUGUGGUUCUCCACUGUCACGGUGCCCAAAAUGCUGAUGGCCUUGGUGUCCCCGGACGGCGGGGCCCUCUCCUUCCACAGCUGUGUGGCGCAGCUCUAUUCUUUCCACUUCCUGGGGAGCACCGAGUGUUUCCUCUACACAGUCAUGUCCUAUGACCGCUACCUGGCCAUCAGUUACCCGCUCAGGUACACCAGCAUGAUGAGUGGCAGGACGUGCGCCCUGCUGGCCGCUGGCACCUGGCUCAGUGGCUCCCUGCACUCUGCUGUCCAGACCACCUUGACAUUCCGCUUGCCCUACUGUGGGCCCAACCAGAUCCAGCAUUACUUCUGUGAUGCACCACCCAUCCUCAAGCUGGCCUGUGCAGACACUUCAGCCAAUGAGAUGGCCAUCUUUGUCACCAUUGGGGUGGUGGCCUCGGGCUGCUUUCUCCUGAUAGUGCUGUCCUACGUGUCCAUCGUCUGCUCCAUCCUGAAGAUCCGCACCUCAGAGGGGAGGCACUGAGCCUUUCAGACCUGUGCCUCCCACUGCAUCGUGGUCCUGUGUUUCUUUGGCCCUGGAAUAUUCAUUUACCUGAGGCCAGGCUCCAAGGAUGUCAUGGAUGGGGUUGUGGCUGUUUUCUACACUGUGCUGACCCCACUGCUCAACCCAGCUGUAUACACCCUGAGGAACAGGGAGGUGCAGAAAGCUCUCCUGAAGCUGACAAGUGGUUCACUAUUUACUCAGGGUGCAUAAUCACGGGAGGACACACACAUGCACACACACACAGACAUACACACACACAUAUAUAUAUUUCUUUUUAUUUAUAGUUAAAUUAAAAUAUAUAAGAAUUGGGAGUAUAUUUCAAACAUCCUCUCAAUUUUUAAUGGAAGUUAAUGAAUAUUUGUUAUUUACUGUAAAUGUUUGUAAGAAUACCAGUUAAAGCACACCUAAUGAGUAAAAUAUUAGUGCAAGAAUAAUCACCAAUUAUGUUUUUAUUUUGUAUUUUUUAAUUUGUUAUUUAUAAAAUGGAAACAAACUUCAUGUAUUUCAUGUACAUAGUUUUGAGAGCAUAAUGAUAUGUCUCAUACUACUCUUCUUCCCUCCUUCACUCCAACCCUCCCUUUUUCUUCUCUUAUUUUUCUUUUAAUUUUUACAUUGACAUACUUUUUAAUUUUCUCCAUAAUUAUGAGCCUAACCCUCUAGUAAAUAAGGAAUUCACCACGUAGUAAGGAGAAAACCUACUGUUCGUUAAAAGUGUUUGCAUGUUCCAUUAAGGCAAACUCACUCUCUGGUAAGGAAACAACGUGGCAUCACCAAAGCUCAUCGUGCUGAGCAUAGUGUGUGCUGGAGAUGUCCACCUCAGUUUUCACUUGGAA